AGUUUUUGUUAGUGACUGAGAGAUCUCAAGCAAUGGCAAGCAUAGUCCCUGUACCAUACGCCGUCGCCGCCGCGGUAGCGGUUUUGGCAGCGGCGCUUCUGUACAGUUUUGCAACGUUCGAUCCGGCGGUGUUUCCGGAGUACGAGCUGGCUCUGGCGGCGCCGAAGCGAAACAACAGGAUGCUGAGCGGUUCGGAGAGGAUCGGAGAGGGCGAGCUGGUGUCCCCGGAGGAUAUUGCGCAUGAACCCCAAACUGGCCUCAUCUACACCGGAGGCGAGGACGGGUGGAUCAGCAAGGUGGCUUUCAAGGACUCCGUUGCCGAGUCAGUGGUGGAGAAGUGGGUCAACACGGGCGGAAGGCCGCUCGGGAUCGCUCACGGCUUCCACGGUGAAGUAAUUGUCGCCGAUGCGUUCAAGGGGCUACUAAACAUAAGUAGAGAUGGUGUAAUACAAGUAUUAACUGAUGAGGCCGAAGGCCUCAAAUUCAAGUUUACCGAUGCAGUCGAUAUCGGCCCCGACGGAAAGCUCUACUUCACCGAUGCCUCCUACAAAUACAAUGUCGAUCAGGCCUUCUUAGAAUUGAUGGAAGGUAGACCUCACGGUAGAUUCUUGAGCUAUGAUCCAUCAACUAAAAAAACAACAAUUCUGUUGAAAGACCUCUACUUUGCUAAUGGUGUCACCCUCUCCGCUGAUCAAACUUUUGUCAUUGUCUGUGAAACUGUAAUGAUGAGGUGCAAGAAGUACUAUAUUAAAGGCCCCCGAGCAGGGUCGGUCGAAAUGUUUGUUGAUAAUCUGCCCGGAUUGCCCGACAACAUCCGACACGAUGGCGACGGCCUCUAUUGGAUUGCACUAGCCACGGAUUCGAGUUUUUCGAAGAUGCUACGGCAACGCCCGUGGAUUAGAAAGGCGAUAGCGAUGCUAGACAAGUACGGAUUGCGGCCUAAGACGGAGAGAAAUGGAGGGACUAUUGCGGUUAAUUUGGAGGGGAAAGCCGUUGCACAUUACUACGAUGCAGAUGUUUCAUAUGCUACAUGUUGCAACAAACUUAGCCACUAUCUGUAUUGUGGUUCUUUGAUCUCACCCUACAUUACUCGACUCGACUUGACUCUAUUUCCGGCCACCGCCACCGCCACCGCCACCACCACUCUGCCAUCGUGAGAUCUUAAGUGGUAUAUAUGUCAUAUAUGUAUGUUUACUUAAACUAUAAUGAAUAAUAAAGCAUGUAUGUUACCAUGGAUUUUAUUUUUAAGUUCAAACUUUUA
Salvia hispanica is the source of this 1261-nucleotide messenger RNA. Its product is annotated as protein STRICTOSIDINE SYNTHASE-LIKE 7-like. Gene Ontology annotation, cellular component: endomembrane system. Gene Ontology annotation, molecular function: hydrolase activity. NCBI's taxonomy places the organism in Eukaryota, Viridiplantae, Streptophyta, Magnoliopsida, Lamiales, Lamiaceae. The record is from RefSeq and is a predicted model, not a curated record.